UAUGGUGGUAAUAUUCUUCACCAUCUCCCACCCUUCUUUUUUUGUUUCAUAUAUUCUUUCUUUAUCAUCAUGACCCUUGCUGGUAAAAUAAGCACUGAAAUUGGGGUUCAUGCAACUGCUGCAAAGUGGUUCAACCUCUACACAACCAAACUGCAUCAUGUUCAAAACCUUACUGAUAGAAUCCAUGGAGUCAAGCUGCAUCAUGGUCAUGACUGGCAUCGGAAUGAGUCCAUCAAACACUGGACUUACACCAUAGAAGGUAAGGUUAUAACAUGUUAUGAGAGCGUUGAGUCGGUUGAUGAAGCAAACAAAAGAAUCACAUACAAGCUCUUCAAUGGAGACAUAGAUUCGCAGUUUAAGAUGUUUAAGCUGAUAUUUGAAGUUGUUGAGGGUGAUGGUGGUGCUAUUAUCAAAUGGAGCGUGGAAUAUGAGAGGGUUAAUGAAGAAGUUGAUCCUCCAUAUGGGUAUAUAGAGUGCUUGCACAAAUGCACAAGAGAUAUUGAUCAUAAUCUUCUCAAGGAAUAGCUUCAAAAGUUUGUAAUAUGAAGCCCUAGGGAAAGUGUUUAUAUGAUCAGUAUAAUAAAUAAUGGCUUUGACAUUGCCCUAGGGUAAGACCUUAUCUGUAUAAUAAUAAUAUAUGUUUGUGAUGUUUGACAAGAAGGAUGCUUAUGAAGAUCCUUUGUUUGCAUGGAAUAAAUUUGGGUAUUUUCUGAUUUGGUUCA
Messenger RNA from Vigna unguiculata (cowpea), 722 nucleotides. RefSeq names its product MLP-like protein 43. The record is from RefSeq and is a predicted model, not a curated record. Gene Ontology annotation, biological process: defense response. NCBI's taxonomy places the organism in Eukaryota, Viridiplantae, Streptophyta, Magnoliopsida, Fabales, Fabaceae.